AUGUUUUCAGGUCCCAUUAGUAGGGGAAUUCUUGCAUUGGCUCAGUUGAAGCACCUUAAUGUUUCCUUCAACCAACUCACAGCAAUAGAGGUGAACAACUAUUUUCGGAGUUGGUCCCCACUUCAAGUACUUGAUGCACAAGGGAACCGUCUGCACGGUCAUUUGCCUGUUAAAUUGGUCAACUUUGAGAGGUUAGCAGUAAUUAAUCUAGCAUACAAUGGAUUGACAGGUCGAAUACCGAUGGCAUAUGGACUGAGAUUGGGGAGACCAUGGAGAAUAUUGUUUUUAGAUGAUAACUUCCUAUCAGGUCGUCUUCCACCCCAGUUCAAUAGCAGCAUGGUGAGGAUCAGAGGCAGCCUUGCAAAUAAUUGCCUGAUGUGCCCAAUAAACAUCCCCCUUUGCCGGGGAGGUCAGAGGCUAGCUUUAGGUUGCAUUAGUGAGAUUGAUGGCAAUUGA
Durio zibethinus is the source of this 456-nucleotide messenger RNA. RefSeq names its product receptor-like protein 39. The record is from RefSeq and is a predicted model, not a curated record. NCBI's taxonomy places the organism in Eukaryota, Viridiplantae, Streptophyta, Magnoliopsida, Malvales, Malvaceae.